Messenger RNA from Dufourea novaeangliae, 1041 nucleotides. It is a transcript of the gene Sfxn1-3, whose product is annotated as sideroflexin-1. Gene Ontology annotation, cellular component: mitochondrial inner membrane. The transcript has 4 exons. NCBI's taxonomy places the organism in Eukaryota, Metazoa, Arthropoda, Insecta, Hymenoptera, Halictidae. Gene Ontology annotation, biological process: serine import into mitochondrion; monoatomic ion transport. Gene Ontology annotation, molecular function: monoatomic ion transmembrane transporter activity. The record is from RefSeq and is a predicted model, not a curated record. Bases 1 to 885 code for a protein of 294 amino acids.
AUGUCGGUGAACAAUACCGUCGGCAGACAGACGGAUCGUAUCGACAUCGAGAAGCCGUACUGGGAUCAGAACACGAAAGGCAGUAGCUUGGAGCAGCUGGGAAUCACGGAGGCAGACCUAUGGAAGUACAAGUACCUGUACGACAGUGCCUACCACCCUGACACAGGGGAGAAAAUGCUGCUGAUCGGUCGUAUGAGCGCCCAAGUGCCCAUGAACAUGAUGAUCACCGGUUGUAUGUUAACGUUCUACAAGACAACCGCCCAUGUGAUCACCUGGCAAUGGGUCAACCAGUCGUUCAACGCGUUGGUCAAUUACACGAACCGCAGCGGUUCCAGUCCGAUCCCAAUGAACACGAUCCUCCAAAGCUACGCGGUGGCGACCAGCGGCGCCGUGUUGACCGCCCUUGGGUUGAACCGACUUCUGCGUAACGCACCGCCUCUGGUCGGCCGACUGGUCCCGUUGGCGGCUGUGGCCGCUGCGAAUUGCGUGAACAUCCCGUUCAUGAGGAUGUCCGAGCUACAGAAUGGCAUCGAACUGCAAACGGAGGAGGGCCUAAAGGUUGGGAACAGCAAACGCGCAGCCAGGAAAGCGAUCACGGCUGUGACUCUGUCGCGAAUUCUGAUGGCCUCACCGAGCAUGAUAUUGGCGCCCCUGGUCAUGAACUUCAUGGACCGGCGACAGACGUUACGUAACGCUAGAUGGGCCGCGGUACCGAUACAAGUUGCGAUUUGCGGAGUGUGUCUGACGUUCGCGACGCCCCUUUGUUGCGCGCUGUUCGUACAACGGGUGCCGAUCUCGGUGGACGAAUUGGAGCCGGAUGUACGGGAACAAAUAACGUCCAAACAUCCCGAUGUUCGCACGGUGUAUUAUAAUAAAGGUCUCUGAAGGACUCGAAAGACUGAUCGCACUGACAAUAUAUAUCAACGACGAAGAUCACCGUGGCUUUCAGCUCACGGGGAGCAAUGUUACUUACUGUAGAAUCGCGAGCGAUUCGACGAUCUUCGUGUUCCAGGAACACGAUGUUAUCCUCACGGUAUGGUC